This is a messenger RNA of Rasamsonia emersonii CBS 393.64, 384 nucleotides long. RefSeq lists its product as uncharacterized. The record is from RefSeq and is a predicted model, not a curated record. Bases 1 to 384 code for a protein of 127 amino acids. NCBI's taxonomy places the organism in Eukaryota, Fungi, Ascomycota, Eurotiomycetes, Eurotiales, Trichocomaceae. The transcript is spliced from 2 exons.
AUGGAACGCACUGUGGGUGGUGUGGCCACUGCCGGAUUUUGGCUGGACGACUGGUCAUCCGUCGCUCUGCAACCGACGCGGCGACGCCAGCUCGAUGGACAGGACUGCGUGGCGACUAAGCCUGCAAUGGCUAAGAGGCCGUUUGCUCCCGGUGCGGCGGAUCAGGUCGACGACGGUGGUCUGAGGCGGCCCGUUGGACGGGCCGAAGCUAGCAGAGGAAAAUCAAUGGAUUCUAUUCGUUGGAGAGUAUCCAGCGCUCCACCCGCAUCCGCUGUCAAGCACGCCAAGGAUCCAUCCAAUAGCCCAGGAUCCCCUAGGGGCAAUCGUGCAUGGACGUCGGCAGUCGAGGGCGUGGCCGUUCCGAUGGAAGUUAAUCUGGGAUAG